Helianthus annuus (common sunflower) is the source of this 2365-nucleotide messenger RNA. RefSeq names its product protein NRT1/ PTR FAMILY 8.3. The transcript has 5 exons. NCBI's taxonomy places the organism in Eukaryota, Viridiplantae, Streptophyta, Magnoliopsida, Asterales, Asteraceae. Gene Ontology annotation, cellular component: membrane. The record is from RefSeq and is a predicted model, not a curated record. Gene Ontology annotation, molecular function: transmembrane transporter activity. Gene Ontology annotation, biological process: transmembrane transport; oligopeptide transport. The coding region runs from base 438 to 2189 and encodes 583 amino acids.
CAGUUUAAUAAUCGCGAGUUACACGUCGUAACAUGUGUGCCUGAUUCAUCAUUUUAUAUCACCUUUUGUUCGGCUUAAUAAUCCCGCUCUAAAACGCGAAUCCUAGAUACUAGUUUCUUAAUAAUUCAUAACUAUAACCCAAUAUUCUACAUUAUCUAAUCAGUUUCAAAACAAAAUAACAAGCACCUUUUCUUAAUCAAUCUUAUAUUAUUCCAUAUUUGGGUUCUAAAUUAGAAUUUAUAAGGUUCUAAAUUAAAAUAUAGAGUUGCAAUUACAAAUAUUCACACAUUUGUUUUUAUCUAAAGUUUAAUAUCUAUGAUGUGACACACCUUGUUCCUAUAAUAUCUACUUGCCUCGCUGUAUUUGUUGAAUCUUUUGUGCUACUCAAACACAAACACAAACACCUGAAUCACGUCUCCUUUGAAACUUCUGAUCUGAUGGGUAGUCACGAAGAAGAAGCAUUGCUCUUGGAAGAUGCACUCACCGAGGGUGAGAGCAGCCUGUAUACAGGAGACGGGUCAGUCGACAUUAAGGGGCAACCUGUUUUGAAAAGCAAUACUGGGAACUGGAGAGCUUGCCCCUUUAUACUCGGUAACGAGUGUUGUGAACGCUUAGCCUAUUACGGGAUAUCUACUAAUCUAGUCAGCUACCUUACCAAAAAGUUGCAUCAAGGAAACGCCGUUGCUGCAACCAACGUUACCACGUGGCAAGGAACGUGCUACCUCACUCCUCUUAUCGGUGCUGUGUUGGCAGACGCGUAUUGGGGAAGAUAUUGGACUAUCGCCAUCUUCUCUAUUAUAUAUUUCAUUGGAAUGUGCACAUUGACUCUUUCGGCUUCAGUACCCUCUUUGAUACCCGUCGAAUGUGUCGAUGCUAUUUGUCCUUCAGCUACCCCUGUACAAUAUGCUGUUUUCUUUACCGGGCUUUACUUGAUCGCACUCGGAACCGGUGGAAUCAAACCAUGCGUUUCAUCAUUCGGUGCGGAUCAGUUUGACGACACUGAUCCAAAGGAGCGUGUGAAAAAGGGAUCGUUCUUCAAUUGGUUUUACUUUUCAAUCAAUCUUGGGGCGUUGGUCUCGUCUACUUAUAUUGUUUGGAUUCAAGAAAACAAAGGAUGGGGAUUAGGGUUUGGAAUUCCGGCAUUCUUCAUGGGCGUUGCUAUCUUUAGUUUCUUUAUCGGAACACCUCUUUAUAGGUUUCAGAAACCCGGGGGAAGCCCGAUUACCCGAAUGUGUCAGGUUUUGGUUGCGUCAUUUCACAAAAGAAACGUGCCGGUCCCUGAUGACAGCUCUUUGUUGUUUGAAACGCCUGAUAAGUUGUCGGCGAUUGGCGGUAGUCGGAAAAUCUUGCAUACUGAUGAGCUCAAGUUUCUUGAUAAAGCUGCAGUGGUGUCAUCAACCGCACACGAAAAUGGAAACUACUCGAAUUCAUGGAAGCUAUGCACCGUAACACAAGUAGAAGAACUCAAAAUCUUAAUCCGGAUGUUUCCAAUUUGGGCAACAGGAAUCGUGUUUUCAGCAGUUUACGCACAAAUGUCGACAAUGUUUGUGGAGCAAGGAAUGGCAAUGGACACGACAAUCGGGUCAUUCACACUGCCUGCAGCUUCUCUUUCAACUUUUGACGUCAUCAGUGUCAUCUUCUGGGUCCCGGUUUACGACAGAAUCAUCGUACCAAUCGCAAGGAAAUUCACAGGUAAGGGACGAGGCUUUUCCGAACUGCAACGAAUGGGUAUCGGUCUUUUUCUCUCGGUAUUUUGCAUGGCGGCUGCGGCUUUGGUUGAAAUAAAGCGUCUUGAUCUCGCGAAAUCUCUUGAUUUGUCGAACGAAAACGUUGCGGUACCGAUUAGUGUCUUCUGGCAAGCACCGCAGUAUAUCUUUCUAGGUGCUGCUGAAGUGUUUUUCUUCAUCGGGCAGCUCGAGUUCUUUUACGAUCAGUCACCUGAUGCCAUGCGUAGCUUGUGUAGCGCGCUCUCGUUGCUGACCACUGCGUUGGGGAAUUAUUUGAGUUCGUUUAUUUUGACGAUGGUUACGUAUUUUACUGCGCGCGGUGGGAAGCCCGGUUGGAUACCGGAUAAUUUGAACGAAGGCCAUCUCGAUUACUUCUUUUGGCUUUUGGCUGGGCUUAGCGGGUUGAACAUGCUCGUUUAUAUCGUAUGUGCGAAGGUGUACAAGUCCAAGGCUGCGUCUUGAGAAGCUUGAUGUCGGUACAUAGUUUGUUGAUAUUGUAAUCUAGCAACCCCCCCCCCCCCCCCCCUUCCUCUUUCGUUUGCUAUGAUACAUGUGGAUAUGAUUCUGUUUAUGACUGAUACAAAGUCGAAACGAUUAAGCGAUUUACACGGUAACUUGUCUAGUUAUUAUCCUAACAA